AUGACCAAUGAUUUCUAUUCAUUUACUGCAAAGGAUGCCCAAUUGAAUGAUGUUUUAAUGUCUGAUUACAAGGGAAAAGUAGUGAUGGUUGUGAAUGUUGCUUCCAAAUGUGGCUUUACCAAACAAGUAAAUGAAUUGCAAGAAAUUUACAACAAGUACAAGGAUCAAGGAUUUGAAAUUUUGGCCUUCCCAUGUAAUCAAUUUGGAUCUCAAGAGCCAGGAACGAAUGAAGAAAUUUGUCAAUUCGCAAGAAGUAAAUUCAAAGUGACCUUUAAAAUUUUCGACAAGAUUAAUGUCAAUGGUGAUCAAACUCAUCCCUUAUAUGCAUGGUUGAAGAAGGAAGGAAGUGGAUUCUUGGUGGAUGCUAUCAAGUGGAAUUUUACUAAAUUCUUAAUUGGAAAGGAUGGCAAGGUUCUCAAGCGCUAUGCACCAACCACAAAUCCAAAGGACAUGACUGACGAUAUUGAAAAGUUAUUGAAAGAAUAA
Naegleria fowleri is the source of this 486-nucleotide messenger RNA. RefSeq lists its product as uncharacterized. The coding region runs from base 1 to 486 and encodes 161 amino acids. Gene Ontology annotation, molecular function: glutathione peroxidase activity. Lineage: Eukaryota; Heterolobosea; Eutetramitea; Acrasida; Naegleriidae. The transcript has 5 exons. The record is from RefSeq and is a predicted model, not a curated record. Gene Ontology annotation, biological process: response to oxidative stress.